Colossoma macropomum (tambaqui) is the source of this 6651-nucleotide messenger RNA. RefSeq lists its product as uncharacterized. The coding region runs from base 157 to 1851 and encodes 564 amino acids. The transcript has 4 exons. The record is from RefSeq and is a predicted model, not a curated record. NCBI's taxonomy places the organism in Eukaryota, Metazoa, Chordata, Actinopteri, Characiformes, Serrasalmidae.
CUCUGCGUCAGAUGACGCUCAGCCCUGAGCUCCAUAUAUAUAUAUAGAGGGUCCGGAGCGCACGAGCGCGCACCGUCUCUCCUCCGUCACUCACUCACUCACUCACUCCUCUCUCCUCUCGCUCUCUCCAUCCGCAAAGAGAGAAAAGCAAGAAGCAUGACUUUUUCCGGAGACCUGUACUCGAGCAGCUCGUACCGGCGGAUAUUCUCGGACGCCCCCCGGCUGUCCUCGCGCGGCCCGGCGGGCUGCCCCACGGCGUCCCGGCUGCAUGCGAGCCCCAGGCUGGGUGCGCGCCUCGCGCUGGACGCCUCGGUGGACUUCGCGCACACGGCGGCCGUGACCAACGAGAUGAAGAUCAUCCGCACGAACGAGAAGGAGCAGCUGCAGGGCCUCAACGACCGCUUCGUGUGCUUUAUCGAGAAGGUGCGCGCGCUCGAGCAGCGCAACCGCGCGCUGGAGGCCGAGGCCGCGGCGCUGCGCGAGCGCCACCGCGAGCCCUCGCGCCUCCGCGACCUCUACGAGCGCGAGAUGCGCGAGCUGCGCGCCCGCGGCGACGAGCUGGCGCGCGACGCCAGCCGCCUGCGCGUGGAGCGCGCGCAAGCCGGCGAGGCGCUCGAGCGCGCCAAGGAGCAGCUGGCCGAGGAGACGCGGCGGCGCGAGGAGGCGGAGCGCGGCGCGAGCGCCUGCAGGAGGGAGGCCGAGGAGGCGGCGCUGGCCAGGCUCGAGCUGGAGAGGAGGGUGGAAGCGCUGCUCGAGGAGAUCGACUUCCUCAGAAGGGUGCACGAGGAGGAGCUGCGCGAGCUGCAGGCGGCGCUGCAGGCCACGCAGGUAUCCGUUGAGAUGGACGUGAGUAAGCCGGAUCUCGCCGUGGCUCUGAAGGACAUCCGCGCUCAGUACGAGGUACUUUCGGCCAGGAACCAGCAGCAGGCGGAGGAGUGGUACCGUUCCAAGUUCGCCAGCGUCACCGAGGUCGCAGCCCGCAACACUGAUGCCAUAAAGCAGGCCAAAGAUGAGCUGGGCGAGUACCGGCGGCAGGUGCAGGCGCGGACCCUGGAGUUAGAGGCCCUCAGGGGCCACAACGAGGCUCUGGAGCGGCAGCUGGCAGAGAUGGAAGACCGCCACAGCAACGAAAUCGGCGAACUGCAGGAGACUAUCCAGCAGCUGGAGGACGCCCUGCGCAGUACUAAGGGAGAAAUGUCCCGUCACCUGCGCGAAUACCAGGAACUGCUAAAUGUCAAGAUGGCACUGGACAUAGAGAUCGCUGCCUACAGGAAGUUGCUGGAGGGUGAGGAAACCCGUCUGAGCACUGUGGGCGGGACUUUGCUCCAGUCCGCCUACUCCGGCAUCUCCUUCACACCAGGACGCGCUUUCACUUUGGGCACUUACAGGAGGGGCGUGGCCAAGCCUGCUGAGCAAGAGGAGGAAGAAGAGGAGGAGGCAGAGGCUGAGGAGAAGGAAGAGGAAGAAGAAGCAGCAGAAGAGGAGGGAGAAGGAGAAGCAGAAGGAGAGGGUGAAGGAGAAGGAGAAGAAGAAGGAGAGGGAGAGGGAGAGGGAGAAGAUGAAGGAGAGGAGGAAGCAGAGGAAGAAGCAGAGGAAGGAGAAGAGCAGGAAGAGGCUGAGGAGGGAGAGGUGAAUGGAGAGGCUGAGGAGGAGAAAGAGAAGGAAGAGAAAGUAGAGAAAGAGGAGAAGAAGGAGAAGAAGGAGAAGGAGGAGGACAAGCAGAAAGAGAAGGAGGUGGAGAAGGAGACGAAGAAGAACGAGAGCAAGGGCGACAACAACAAAGUGGAAAGCAAGAGCGAAAAGGCCGAGAACAACAAAGGAGAAAAAGGCUCUGCGGCCAAAAGCAAGUAGAGCUCUCGCUGCUCCACUGCUGCCCUCCAAACACAUAUCCACCGGACUGCAAUCUCCUUUACCUCUCUGCUCAUCACACCCACACACUCACACAAGCACAAACACUCACACGCGCAUGGAAGUGCACCCACACCAUCAGCGCACCUCAUCCGCUCACCAUCGUCCAUCUCUGGGCACUGUAAGGUUUACAAGCGGUCUGGAGCGCUCUUAUUAAAAGGGCUACUUAAAGGGUUCUUCAGUAAAAGAACCAUUUGAAGGCUUAAAUCAGGGGUAUCAAACUACCAACCUGCUUCAUACAGCUUCAUACAGUAUGUCACGUAUUUACAGUUAAUCCUCAAAUUCACAAACUCACAAAAAUACGGCUAAAUAUUUACAUUUGAUGGUUAGAUUUGCUUCUCCCACCAGACACUGUGACUCAUUUCUCAACAGGAGCUCUAUAUAAUCAGCUUGGACUGAUGAUUCUGAUGUUAAAAGCAGUGCAUGCAAGAGGAACCAUUUAAAACCUGAAGCUGUGGAAAGUCAUGGUGUAAUUUAGCUAGUGUCCUAAUUUAGACUGAUAGUUAAAUCUGCCCACAUGGAUUCAUUCAUGACACAGCUGUAACACACCAGGGUGCUUACGCUACACGAGUGAGGUUUGAACUCACGGCCCUUAUGUUAGUAGUUUGUAGCGCUACGGGUCAAACCACCUGGCGGACACUAGAGGACAGCCUCAAGUGCAGAGCAGUUGAGGGUUGGGAGAAAGGUGCAACUCGGAAAAGAAAUGAAAAAGGGCCAGGAAACAAACUAGAGAAGGAACAAAUUAAAAGGCGAACACAGUUAACAAGGAAGAGGUGGUGUGGUCAAACCCUCAAUCAUGUUCCGUAGCAUGUUGCCUUGUUGCUGGAGAACAAUUUGAGAAAAGCAUAGACUCAAAAUUGAUGCCGAAGUUACUGGCUGAGUCAGAGCAACAUGCACGUGGCAGGAUGAACUCAAGACUGAGGAGCGAGCAGUGUGUGAGCACCCCUUAAGUAGGGUGCCCACAGCUGCUACCACUCAGCCCUAAUUACUAAAGUCUUGGCUCUCCAGCCCCUGGUAGCAGCCAGUGGUGGCCUAGCAGGUUGCCUGUACGUCACAACAGCAGUAAAUACAGUGUGUUAGGGACAUAAUUAUCAAAUAGGUCCACUAAAAAAAGCAGAUUUAGCCACUUUGCCAACACAUCACUAGAAUGUCAGAAUAAAAGUCCCAUAUAACAUACAUUCUACUUGUAAAAGUAAGUGUUCUUGAUGUAAUUACACUAGUAUUUAUGAAACACUAUGUGUAGAUAUUACUAUUAGUAAUAAUAAUACUAAUAAUACUACUAAUAAUAGUAGACAAUUGUGGUGACAAUUUGCUAAUAAACACACACUAAGAUGUGCUUAAAUGAGUGUAUGUGUUAUGUAGUUAAAAUUAACUUGUUGGGCACUUUUUUCCCUGCAUUUUUUCAUCCGCCUCCCCUCGGAGAAGACCACCUAGCUAGUGGCCCCCGAGUAAUUCGAGUUUGAGACCCCUGGCUUAAAUAGUUCUUUACAUGGUUAGAGCACUCUCUGUACUGCCAAAAAGCAUUCCACUGGAACCUUUUUUGGGUACUUUAUACACUAUAAAAGUAACGGUGCCAUAGAAGAACCUCUUUUGGUUCCCAAAAAACUGAGCUGUUCUUUAGCAAACUAUUUGUAUGUCUGAGAAGCCUCUUAAAUUGGCAUACAAUAUUUACAUUACGUUCUUCUAUGGCAAUGAUCAAAGAGGAACCACUUAAGAACCAUGUAUUAAGAACAGAUGUGUGAGUGUUCCAAGAACCCUUAAAUUGGUGUAGAACCUUUGCAUAAUGUGAAGGGUCUUUAAACUUUUAAAUGUUCUUCUCACUUACAGAUCUCUUCUUCUAACAGGUUCUUUAGGGGAACAAAAGUGGUACUUUUAGAGUUGCUCAAAGAACCCUUUGUGGUGCCAUUUUCUAAGAGAAUAGAAAGCGUAUUUUUAAAAGCGUACAGUUGCAUAAACAGCAACAGACAGCUUCGUUCACAACAGAACCGUGGUGAUCAAAUGGAUUCAUUCAGAGUAGCUGCAGGACGUUCAUGCACUUAGCACACUCAAGACACAUUAGUGACCGCAAAAAGACAUUCAAAUGUUUAACAAGAACAAAGAAAACGCAUGCGUUAAUGUGACAGUAAUGAACGAGAGUGUGAAAUGGGGUCCAGAGACCACAGUGCCCAGUCACUCCAUUCUUCAGUGUGCCAUUAUUACACAGAAGUAGGUGCUGGAUGGGAUAAGAGUGAUUGAAUAAGGCUCAAUGAAUGAUGUAGGCUGGACGCGUACACUGACCUUCACUGCAGAUGAACCGUCUUCUUUGGUUCCAACUUUUUGGUGCUAUUAGAUUUAAACAGCGAGUUGGACAUUGAUGGGUUCAAAAGGCACAACAUAAAAACAGCAGGUGCUUCGUUGAGGUCUUCAGUGAAUGUUACCAGCCAAGAAACCACACUCAUCACCCCAAAUAUUCACCCCUUUACCCCAAUGUUCACCCCAAAGUUUACCUUAUUUACCCCCAGUGUGCACUCCAUAACUCACCCUGUUUAUCCAAAUGUUCACCGCAAAAUUCAACCCAUUUGAACCAAAGUUCACCCCAGAGUUCACUCCGUUUACCCCAGUGUUCACCCUAGAAUUUACCCCAUUUACCCCAUCUUCAAUAAUACUAGAAUAGCUAUGUACACAUUCCUCAAUGUCCAUGUCUUUGGGCUGCGAAAUUGCCCAAGCUCAUUUCUACCAUUCAUUUCCUGAGAAAAGAUGUUUUAAUCUUCUUUAUCACUCUAUCAGUUUUCAUAAGCAGCACUAAAUCGUCCAUCCAUCUUCUGUUUAUUUAUUUAUUUAUUUUUUUGCAAUAGUCACGGCACAGCGACAGUGGCUACGUUUAGGAUUUAAAGACGAUCAGUUUAUUGAGGAGGGCUUUUGGAGUUUAGAUCUGAGACAUGGGCGUGCAUUUUGCAUCCAAUGCCGUCCCUCCAGGAAUGAAACGUUUAGAGAUUCUGAAGACUUAAAAAGACUGCUGCUAUUUAUCUUCCUAUUCCUGCUACUUUUAUGUUCGGAUGAAAAACAAAUCCUCCUCUUGAUUGGUUCACUCUCCUACUGAGUCACUUUCUUCCAUUCUCCCAGAUCUCAUGCAAGAGUCUCCACCCCUAUGCAGAUAAAAUGAAAUAUUCCACAAUAUAAAUAAAUUGUAAUGACAUUGUAAUAUUUUAUAUUUUAAGAUUUGAAGCACCUCAUUAACCUAGCUCACUCGUGUUUAGCAGGCUAAAGAGUCUCCACAAGGGGGCACUAUUAGCAUUCAAGAAGCUUUUGGUCCAUCAUGAGCUGAAUUGCAAGUGUUUGUACAGAUAAAACUCUGAGGGCCAGUUUCCCAGACUUGAGUUCAGCAUAACCCAGGACUAAAAUGAAUUUCUAAUGGUGAUACCCCAGUGCCACUGCAGUUUGUACCAAGACUGGGCUUAAAGCGUGGCUGGGAAACAUAGUGCGCAGUGCAGUGGCUCUCCACUCCUGAAGUUGAAGGACACAGCUCGAAAGCAGUCUGUGAAGUAUAUGCUUGAAGCCUUUCUAAGCUUUACCAGCCUGUUCUGUCAAUUACAUGCUUUCCAGUUGUGCUCCAGUCCAAAAUAACAUAGAUGUUCCACAAGGGGGAGCCGUUAGCACUCAAGUAGCAUUUUGUGAAUCAUUACAAGAGAUGAAACCCACACCAGCAGGAUUUUACAUAUUCUUGCUGUCAUAAAUUCAGAUAUCAAAGGCAUUAGGUACCACAGGGAGUGCCUCAGCCUCUCUUUGGGUGUUCUACUGAUUUUAGACUACAGUUCGGCCGAGUGAAGCACAGAAUUAAAGCAGUUAAGCCCUGAACAGUGUUUUAAAUGUUUCUUCCACCUAAAAAAGUAGUUCCAGCAAUUUAGACUUAAGCAAGCAUUGUUGUUGCUUAGCAAAGAGCGGAAUGAAAUAUACUGUGAAAAGUUUUCCAUUAGCUCAGCCUGAGAACUAAAAACUUCAUGUGGUAACAAGAAGGUAAUUUGGUUUUAUUCAACUCAGAUAUCUUUAAUGAAACUGAAUUAACAUGUUAGAUGAACAAAUUGGUGGAUUGAAUUGGAUUAAGCAGGACAGCCCUGCUUAAUCCAAUUCUAACCACCAAACAAUCAUCUUUAGUGGAAAGAUUUGAUUAUUUUAAGUGUCCAGAUAUAUUUUCAUGCUUGACAGGUGUCAUUUGGAGUGGCAUGGACAUUUAGAAUGACUGUGUAUGUGACAGUAAAGGCCACUUCUCAGUUUGCUAUGAUAUUUGGCCACUUUACUGUGUAUCCUGUAGCAAAAUGGUCUACUUCCUAGAUCUUUCCUAUCAUCUACUCUAAGCAAACAAGAGAGAGAAAGUGAUAUUAUGACACUAAACACUUGUGACGGCUGAAGGACAUCGUCCAUGGCUUCAUUACCGACUGAAGUAGGAGGUGAACCAGUUGAUUGGAGGAUGUGUUUUUUCUUUUGCAUGGCCUGACCCUUGGAGCUUGGCAAAAUAAGACAGGAUGGGAUAGAUUUGCUUGUUGUGUCUAUAAAAAUAAUGUAUGUACUGUAAUUGCCUUAAUAAUGAGAGAACUGCAUUAAGUAAAAAAAGGUCCUGCACUUUUCUGCAUUUUCACACUGUUUCAGAGAGGGUUGAGGGGAGGUGACACCACAUUGAGCAAUCUGCUAAUCUACUGCAACCCAGUGAGCUGCUAUCUCCAUACAGUGAUCUUCUCAAAGCCAAAUAAAGCCAUUUACCAACCAAAA